Fusarium fujikuroi IMI 58289 is the source of this 3333-nucleotide messenger RNA. RefSeq lists its product as uncharacterized. NCBI's taxonomy places the organism in Eukaryota, Fungi, Ascomycota, Sordariomycetes, Hypocreales, Nectriaceae. Gene Ontology annotation, biological process: proteolysis. The coding region runs from base 1 to 3333 and encodes 1110 amino acids. The record is from RefSeq and is a predicted model, not a curated record. Gene Ontology annotation, molecular function: serine-type endopeptidase activity. The transcript is spliced from 8 exons.
AUGUUUUCGAACCCCGAAACGCUAUCGAACUGCCUUACCUUGGCGACCGUCGCUAUAAUGACUACCAAUCGCGGGCGUGAUACCAUUAGCAACCAGACGUUAGAAGAGGUGGAUAGAAGGUUUAACAUUGGGCGCCUAGACGAGUUCUGGCGAAGGGGCGCAUUGUUGAAGUAUGUCAAAUGCGCGCUUCAGUCAUGUUCAGACUCCAAGUUUGGAGGAUGUCCUCAGGAGCUUUGGGCGUUUCAAUGCCAGGCGAUCACUUCAGAGAAUAUCAGGGACCUGGGCAAAAUCAUGGGUGCUGAGUAUUGCGAUAAAGCUGAUCCUGGAAUCGAUUAUGAUAUUGCCGGACCUGGCAUAAUCGUCGCAUAUCUGAUACAAUUCACGAUAGUUCUGCUCUUUGCAUCUUGCUACAAGAUCACAAAGACCUGGACCAGGAACUUCACGUUGAUUUCGCUUCUUCCAUUCCAUGGACCUGCCGGCGCCUUCGAAACGGCCUUCCAAUGGCAGGAAAUGGUUUCCAGGAGUAGCUUCGGAGUUACAGUUGCAUCGACUCUUGUCGAUCUUCAAGAAGCUCAAGCUGUGUUUCUCGGUACCAUCUCUAUAGCUGCUAUCGUCACCUUCUCAAGUUCCAGCGGAACGGGACUUGGUAACAUCAGCUCGCUACUCUCCUGGCUGACGAACAACCUCACUCUAAUUCUUCAAAAGACCCACAACCGUUGGUGGUAUACACUUGCUCUUGUGUUUAUCAACUGGGUUCUUGUUAUGCUCAUUGCUCGGCCCCAGACUGUCGAUGAGUCUUCUUUGUUGAAGCACUUUACUGAAUCUUCGUCUCUAGAACGCUGCGGAAACCACAUCGGACCAAGGACGUUCUGUCAGACGUUCAACAAGCCCGCAGCGGGAGGCUCUAGUUCCACUACGGGUGAAAAGUCGGGCUAUCUAGAUCGAGAUGCGGAGAACUUCUUCAAGUUUCACUCCAGGACACAGACACCCAUGCAUCUAGUCAUGGUAUUUCUGAUACUGGACUGGAUCCUUGCUAUGUUCAGGAUGUAUCUCUUUGAGCAGAUUGAAUGGUUAUCUCACAAGGCCCAUGCUUUGACAGAUAGCCUGCCUUUCCGUCUGAACUCGUCCGACUCACAGAGGUUCUUCGUGCUCUUCACAGAAGCUAUCUGGAUCUCGAUGGAGGUACUUACUAUCGUCAUGGGCGCAAUCGGCGUACAAGAGUUUGCGGCAUUUAUGCAUCUGCUCAGUGGCGGGGAAUCAGGCAACGAGAGCAAGGUUGCUCUAUCCAAAUGGGGCUUUGGACAGCUGGUAGCGGUUUGUGUAUGGGUUCCCGUGAUACUCAAGUUUGCUAGUCUUAUGGUUGAUGGGGCUCUGCCUGGAUGGAGAAAACGAUUGGGCCAGUUCAUCGAGAUCACUCAGCGCAAAGAAACAGAGCCAGAUAGGAAUGAUAUUAUUAUGGAAACUCUAAUUCUACCCAGAUCUACGAGGAGGGGACAGGCGGAUGAAUUAGAGGGUCAUUGGUGUAUGCGCCAAGCAUUACACUUCUUUGCCUCUAGUAGUCCAAUAUCGCUACCCUGUCCUGAGAGAACCUACGCUCGAUGGCCUCUCCGAGACGUGCCUCGCACACCGGCGACAAACGUCCUGCCCAUAGGACCUGAAGCAGAUGGAAUUCCAACGGUCUUUGAUGAUGAUUCACGAACAUUAGUUGAUCCGGUGUACUAUCGGCCUGGAGGGAAAUAUCAUUCCAUUGUCAAGCUCCAGAUUCGAUUUGAAGGCCAGGAUGCCAGCGACACGCGUCAUGCUCAAGCUACAGGAUGGCUAAUUAUGCCCCAUCUCAUCAUCACCGCCGCCCACUGCGUUUACGACCAUACACACGACUUUGGCAAAGCUGUCCAGGUCCGCGCUUUCGUGGGAUAUAAUGGCAAGAACUCUGUUGACCAGGCUGGUGUUCAAUUCCGUAGGGGUCUCAAGGUCGUCGUUCCGAAAGACUGGAUAAUCAGUGACACCAACCGCGCAAGUGAUGUCGCCUUCAUAAAAGUGGAAGAAUUCAACGAUAUAGUGCGCAUUGCCCAGCAGCCCACUGCAGGGAUCUUGAACAAGAUGCUUCUGAGCGUGGUUGGAUACCCGUGCGACAAAUCCUUGGGUGAUGAACCAGGAGCGCAAAUGUAUGAGAUGACCAGAAGAAUAGAUUGCGAUCUUUCGAAAACAGCCGUCAAUUUGCUCGAGCACACGAUAUCUUUUGCAAGUGGUCAAUCCGGAUCCCCUGUUCUCAUCAGUGGCGAAAGCAAGGCUAUCGGCGUGUCUUCGUAUGGUACCGGAACCAGGAACACGGCAACUGUGUUUCGAGGUAGUUACGGAACCUAUCUCAGCGGCAUGUCUGCUGUCAUGUUUGGUUUGGACCGUGCUCCUGCUGGCAGCGAAGAUAUCAGAUACACCAUGACCAUAGGCCGCCCGGAGGGUAGUGUGAUGGAAGAGCCCCUCAGUGAUGGUAAAACCUUUUGGGCAAUUUUCAGGAAGGUUACCAGCGUCGGCCAAAAAGUUGAUCGUUCCAUAUUACGAACUGGAUUCCCUUUCAUGGGCCAGGUGGGCGGUCCUAUCGCUGCCGUUGCAGGUACCGCACUCGGUGUGAUGAGCAAGCUGGGUGCAGACACUUCAAUCGACGUUAGGUCUGUCCAUGUCAACUACAGACAGUGCGCUGCACGUGCGAUCAUCGCAGAGGCUGCAAUGCAGACAAUCAUCAAGAUGGAUCCCCACAAGGUGAACGAUUACAGAAUAUUCGACAAGAUGGAGGAUCAAUUCCCCGAGACGAAAGAUGUUGUUCCCAGGGUUGCAAAACUCAUCACUCCUGGAAUUGUUGAGUCCGCACUUCGGAUUUCAGUCAAUGCGCAAGGUGCGGGCGAGGGAAUGUCAAGACUCUACCCAAAGCUCCCUCCCGUGAGCGGUUCUCUGAGCGAUGAUGGCAAAAGCUUUGCCGAUGCCUUCACCCGGUACACAAAUCAAGGUGAUGACAAUGAGAUGUCCGAGUUUUUUGCAAGCAUUGUCAAAACCGCUUUAGCUGCUAGACCUCCCAAAAUGGACGACAUUACUCGAACCAUCGGCGAGCCAGAACUGAGCGUCACCGACAUGUCAACUCAUAUCGAGAUUCUGUGUCACAGAGCUCUCAUCGGUGACAUUUGUCUACAAAGCCUAAUAGCUAUUCCUCUCGAUCAAAUUAUGCAAAAGGGCUUAUUUGAUCAUUUCGUUGCUACGGUUGGAAAUAUUGGAAGAACGGUCAUUGAAGUCGCUCCUGUUGUCGUUCAGAAUAUUUUGAAUAAUCUCAAGCAGGACCAGUAA